CUUUGUAUUCAAUACCGAAUGACGCUGCCUAGCGGUUUCCCUGUAAAAAAACAAGGGCUACAUUCCCUAGAUGCAGUUUGGUUGCAUUCAAUCAGAUUUGCUGCAUGUGACAUGGAGCCAAGGAACUAUAAAUGUGGGGAUGUGGUUUGGGUCAUGGCCGGCAAAAGACUUGGCUGGUGGGCCGGACGUGUCGAAAACGUGGAGGAAUUACGCCAAGACUUGGUAGGAGACGUAAACGACAAAACUAUUGCUGUCGUCAAAUAUCUAAAUGAAGAAAAUUACCAAUUUGUGGAAGAUGAAGCCAUCAUUUGUGCCUAUGACUCAGACCGGAAGGAAGAAUACAUAUCCAUUGGAAUGAAAAAAUAUUUCGAGAAGAAAAGAUUAAAUGAAACAAGUAGUCCCUUCAUAAAAUUCGCCAACAAUGUCAAACAAGCCGAGCAGUUGACUGGUGGUAACCCUGAUAUAGUUGAUGAUGAGAAAUAUCAACCGAAGAAAGCUGUACCUGCACAGUCAAAGUACAAAGACAUUUUUGUGGAUCCCAGAGUGAAAGAAAUAAAACCAAAAUCUCCCAUUAAAGGGGGAGCAACCAGUUCUCCGCGACGUCCUGGCCGCCCACCUGCCAAAGAAGUCGUCACUCCUAAAGUCAAUCACCCUCGCUUUCAGGGCCAAUCGGAUCACGAAGUGAGAAUUAGGAGACAAGAAAAAUCGCCUGCUACUGGAUCGCCAGGAGUCGGCGAGUACAAAUGUGACAGUUGUAGCUUUCAGACUACCCGCCUCAAUCUCAUGGUUUUCCAUAAGAAAUCUGAACACCUGAAGAGCUCAAACACUGCUACAACCAGAACACCUACUACUACCAACACCACCAAACAAAGAACUGCGCAGAAGAGGCCGCUGAAUUCACCAACCAAAAAAACGACUAGUAAAAAGAGUAAGACAGUCGCGGAACCAGAACCUGAUGGAGACCUGUUUGAUCAAAUCAAGCGAAACUUAGAACCCAAAGAGACAACCGAUAGCAAACCUUCUCCUCAGUCGAAAACGUCUGUCAAAGCCUCGCCGAAAGUAGCCAAAACUCCUAAACCGCCUCGUACACCUCGAUCAGCCAAAGUUGCAACCGCUGCAACGUCGGCCAAAACUCCUACAGUUAAAGCCAAUGACACCAAGACACAAUUCAAUCCGAAGAAGAAAUGGCUCAAGUCCCUUCAGAAAGAAGCAAACCCAGAAGUUAAGAACAAAUUGAUGGCAGAUUGGGACGAGGAUGACGAGGAAGAGAAGCAGCAACAGAUCCAGAGAACAGAAGUGUCUUCAACUAAUACAGAGAGUCAAGUAGAGCCAACAGCAGAUAGUGAUUCGGAUGACGACACUCGGCCAUCGAAAUCCGGCCUCCUUCAUCAGAGAAGCGACGACGAAGAAGAUGACGACGACGAUGCAGCAAUAGAGACUGACACACCGAUCCUCAAAAGUCCUGAGAAAAUCACCCAGUAUGAUGAAGAGGCAUCGAACACAGAAGCGUCGUUUAUAGCUGGAAUCAGUGCCGAAAUAGACAAACUCAAUGCCGAUCUCGAUGCCACUAAUCAUGAAACACGAAGUUCAAAGAUUAACGGCGAACCCGAAUCCACCAAAAGUUUGUCUCCUAGAAAAGACACGAGCCCAGCAUUCGUGAACGGCGUCGAAUCGCCAUCCCGUGAUCCUCAACCUUCAAAGGGCGAAGAAGAGAUCAAGCUCGACGUGGCAUCUCUUUUAGCCGAGACUAGUGUACCUAUUAUCCCAGACAUAACCGAGCUUAGUAAAGUCGUUGAGAACGAGGUCGGGAAGAGAAAAUCCUCCCAGUCAGACGACGAGGAAAUGGAACAAGAAGUCGAGAACGAGGAGAUCGAAAAAUCCAAUGCAGAACCGCCAGUGGAACACGGAGAAAUGGAUCAAGUAGUUGAGAACGAGAUCGAGAAGACCAAUUCAGAUCCACCAGUAAACGAAGAAGAAAAAAUGGAUCAAGCAGUUGAGAACGAGAUCGAGAAGAAUAGUUCAGAUCCACCAGUAAAUGAAGAAGAAAAAAUGGAUCAAGCAGUUGAGAACGAGAUUGAGAAGACCAAUUCAGAUCCACCAGUAAAUGAAGAAGAAAAAAUGGAUCAAGCAGUUGAGAACGAGGUCGAGAAGACCAUUUCAGAUCCAUCAGAAGACUUAGAAGAAAAAAUGAAUCAAGUUGAUGAGAACGAGGUCGAGAAUACCAUUUCAGAUCCAUCAGUAAACGUAGAAGAAAAUAUGAAUCAAGUUGAUGAGAACGAGGUUGCAAAGGCCAAUCCAGAGCAGACGAUGGAGGAGGAAGAAGUAGGUCAAUUGCAAGAUAAUGAUGCCAAAAUUAAUGAAAAUUUAGAACCUUCAACAAAUGCAAGAGAAAUGGAUCAGGUGGUAGUCGAAGAAGAAGAAGAAAAGAACAUUUUCUGUGAAACUUUGUCAGUCGAAAAAGAAGUAACAGCAGUGGCCUUGCCAGAAAACGGAAUUGAAACCGUACUGGAGAAUGGAGUCGAAGUUGCAGUCGAGAAUGAAGAGGAAAUUGUGUCCAUGACUCAAAAUGGAGAGGCAACCGAAGUCGUCACAACCAACGGUGGCAGCAACAUUCUGAUGCAGGUCGAAGGAGGAGAGACGUACAUGGUCGUGUGGGAACCCGGCUCGAAUAUACAUGAAUUCUUGGAGUGCGGAGGUGACGGAGAUGACAGCACCGGUGGCACUCAGACGUUGCUUAUCGAUCCAUCCUCCCUGCAAGCCGGAAGUGACUUAGAAAACCUAUUUCAGAUGGCGGUCGCCGCCUCUGCCGUAUCCCAACCUCAACAGAACGAGCAGUCAAAUCCAACAACGUCAGUCACUUCCAAAGAUGGUAAAAGGUCAACCAAAUGUGCGUCUUCCAAGGGUACACCCACCAAGGGUAACAAGUCCCAACUCGCCGAGGAAUUGCUCAACAAACAUGGAGAUGCCGUCAAUAAAGAAUUGGAGCCCAAUACGUUGGUGUGGUAUAAGAAGAGUCCUCGGCUUUUCCUGCCGGGAGCCGUGAUCGAGUCGUCAGAUCCCAAAUCCAUGACCCUUCUGGCAUUCAACAUCGAGCAGCCCAAUAAUCAGCGCAAAUACCAACGCAAUCGAGUCAUUGCUGCCUUUCACCACGAGCUUAACCUUGAACUUCUGACUUUCGGCAGGACUAGAAACAAAGCAGCCGACCGCCAAAAACUCGACUUCUUCUUCGAUCACGCAUCCAGUUUCUCUGAUUUACGCAACAAACCGAAUUUUACUCAACUCACCGCCAGACAGUAUUUAACUUCCUGCCAUCGCUCGCCUGUAAAAUUGUUUUCCGAACGCUACUUAACGUCAUCCCCAGAGAUGAUGGACCUUUCCUUAUUAAUGGAGAACAGUGAUUCUGAAGAAGAGACUGUAGUAGAGUCUGAAGAGGAAUUGAGUAGGAGGCGAGAAAUUGUGAACACGAUGCUGGAAAAACAUGUUUUGACCGAUUCCUGCCUUCAGCACCUUGCUGACUUUGUUGAAUCACCUUCAGAAGAGAGGGCCUUCAGGCUGAACCUGUACGAGUCGAAGAGCUGGAUUCAGUUGACUCGUUCCGCAACUACAUCUGGCAUUCUGGAAAACUCACGCGAGCUAUACAGCAAAGUGGCAGAUUUUCUCGACGAGAACGUGCAUCGUGUCCGAAAACUGCAGGAAGGGAAAGACCAUAGAAGAGCUUUCAUACUAGAUUUGUUGAUGCCAGAAGCUCUAGUCUAUGGUGUCCAACAAACAUUCCAUGUCACAUACCAGGAAGCUAAGGAAAUGGUGGUCUAUGGCUUGAAAAAUGUAUCAGUCAACACAUCAAUUUAGAUAUUUGCAUGAUUCACUGCUUGCAUCAAAUUUAAUAAUAAUACCACAGUGUUGUUUCUUUUGAAUUCUUUUGACUGUAUUUCUGUCUGAAUUCUUAUCUAUUUGUCAAUGCCUAUACACAGUAAUUUGCAGAAAUAAAUUUUCAAUGAUGAUGAUGUAGUUCCUCUGCCUUAUUGCCAAACUUCUUUUCCCAGUAGACUAUAUACUCUUUCUUCAUUUCC
Daphnia pulicaria is the source of this 4070-nucleotide messenger RNA. RefSeq lists its product as uncharacterized. The transcript has 12 exons. The record is from RefSeq and is a predicted model, not a curated record. Lineage: Eukaryota; Metazoa; Arthropoda; Branchiopoda; Diplostraca; Daphniidae. Bases 19 to 3849 code for a protein of 1276 amino acids.